This is a messenger RNA of Drosophila teissieri, 1151 nucleotides long. Its product is annotated as spaetzle-processing enzyme. Gene Ontology annotation, biological process: proteolysis. Gene Ontology annotation, molecular function: serine-type endopeptidase activity. Lineage: Eukaryota; Metazoa; Arthropoda; Insecta; Diptera; Drosophilidae. Bases 54 to 1151 code for a protein of 365 amino acids. The record is from RefSeq and is a predicted model, not a curated record. The transcript has 3 exons.
GUUGCAGUUUUUUAGUUUAGCUUCAAACAUUGUUUGAGCUUUGACGGUUAAGGAUGGACUUCCUCCGAGUGUAUAUAUCCUUUCUGCUGCUGGUGCACUUGGCUGAAUCUGCGUUUCUGCCUUGUCUACCGGAUGAGAUAUGUACCCGACUAUCCGAAUGCUCUCCACUUUUGCCCUUUCUGAAGCCCCAACACAUGACGUCAGCCGAAAUGGAGAUAUUCAGCCCCAGACAGUGCGGCUAUGACCCCAAUAGCGUGGAAUUAGUGUACAGAGUUUUCGUGUGCUGUCCGGCAUGGGAUUACGUUUUGCCAAAUCGCCGGAUAUGCGGACAAACACCGGCCGCUGAUCGAGUUACUAGUGGGAAAGAGGCGGGCCUCAACGAGAUGCCUUGGAUGGCCAUGCUUCUAUAUGCGGAACUCUACAUGCCGGCGUGGAGGGGAGGACUUGUGUCCAUGUGCGCAGGAUCCCUUAUCACCAAUCGCUACGUGCUGACCGCAGGCCAUUGUCUGGAGAGAUCGGGAUACGAACUCAGGAGGGUGCGCCUUGGCGAACAUGACACCACUAGCAAUCCCGACUGCACCGAGGUGAAUGGCAGAAGGAAGUGCGCUGCAGCGUAUCUGGAGAUGGACGUGCAGCUGGCUAUCAGGCAUAAGGACUACAUGGUCAUCGACCACAGGCCCUACAAUGACAUCGGCCUGCUGCGACUCAGAUUCCCAGUGCGAUAUACCGAUGCAAUCAAACCCAUUUGCAUUCAGCUUGGCAGCUAUGAAUUCUCGAAUCCCUCCUUUGACAACUAUACAUUGCAAGUGGCCGGCUGGGGAUUGACUCUCUGGGAGGGUUAUAGCAAUGUGCUACUACGGGCCCAUGUCACUGGUAGGAAGCCGGAUAAGUGCCCACCAUCCUUGGGAUUGAACGAGGACACCCAGAUAUGCGCCGGCGGCCUGGGAGGCAGGGACACCUGCAAGGGCGACUCCGGCAGCCCGCUGAUGGCCGCCAUGGGUCGAGCUGACGAGGAAUUCGUAUAUCUAGCUGGAAUCACAUCUUAUGGCUACAAUGAGUGCGGAUCCGGACCGGCAGCUUACACAAAGACAUCCAAAUUCCUGCAAUGGAUUCAAUGGAACAUGUGGAAACAGCAUACGCUUAUAUAUUAA